UGGCAGCAAGAGUAGAACAAACUAUGGUAACACAUCAGUCGUGUAUUGCCGAUCAAAGAUCACUGAUGUCAGAUCUCUGAUACGUCCAAAAUGGGUUGUAAUUGGUCGAAAUCGGAGGCAUAUAAUUCCUCCACACCGAAUGCUCUCCAAGCCGGAAUUCCACAGCUUCGUGAUCGGAACAAGGAUCGAAUAAAAGAGCAGCACUCGAUCCAGAAAAUAAAAAACAAACAUAAUCGAAAAACGCGCCAUGAAAAGCCUCUGGAGUUGCAAAGUUAUGGGAAAAAUCUGGCGCCCCAGCUGCGUCUAAUGGGUGGCAGCAAUGGUAGUAGUGCCACCGAAUGUGUCAGUGCUCUGUAUGCCCGGACAUUGGAACAGCAACGCGAGGAAUUCCAGCGUACAGUCGAGGAGAAGACUCUCCAGCAAUUGGAUGGCCGACUGCACAUGUUUCUGCUCAACCAGCUCCUACUGGGCCUUCAGUUCUUUGCCCAUUUCGAACCAGAACUGGCCCAGGUGGAUGCGAACGCAAAGAAGUACAACUCCAGUGAUCAUAGCCUGAUCCAGAGCAGUGCCAUUGACUUGGCUGUGGCCCGAAAUGUGCUCUACAAGUCUGGGACCUCAAAGUCAUCUCUCCAGCCACUUCAAAAACCCCUCACCUAUGUGAUCUUUGAGAAUGUGGACGUUUCUGGACCUCAAGAUGCCAACUAUGACUCCAUUUCCGCCUUGUGCAAGGUGAUCCUCGAAACGGACUACUACCGGACAAUGCCGUGCUUCUCCAAGUAUUCUUCGCUCAUGGAGCAGACCUGGUGGAAGGGCUAUGUGCGACUGAAGCUACGAGAUCAGGCCGGAUAUCCUCGCGUGGAGUCACCAACUGACAGCCUCGACGAGGGUGAGAUCUAUUCGAAGGGUGGCUCAUCCACCUACUCCCUGACCUCGGCCAGUUCUGGUUAUUCAUCCGAUGUCUACGAUCAUGUAUACUUGGACAAAUUGAGCAAACUUCGUCCAUUUGAUGACCUGAAGCUGACGGGGAUUGAUCCUGUGACGAGUAAUCAGUUGCCACCGGCAUGUGUGCGUCGGUUAGCCGAUUAUGUGCCAUCUUGGCCGGAGCAGAGCGAUAACGAAGAUGUGUCUAGUGAUCAGGAGGACGAGCAGGAAGAGGAUCAGUCAGCGGAGCAGCUGGAUGAGGACGCCGAGGAUUCUCCUGCUGGCUAUGAGAAAGUACAAAUUCACCGACAAUGUCAUGCGGAGCAACUGCAACAGUGCUACCUUGGUUCACCACAUUUCAUGCUCUAUUUCGGAGAACUUCUACGCCAGAAAAUGGGACCAGAACUGGGCAUCACCGACUCUCAACUGAGGACUGGAAAGUAUCGCGGAUGCAGUGUCUAUACCAGUCGAGAGGAGCUUGUGCCCGCCAUCCAUGUGCCCUUUGUGCCGGAAUGUGCCUUUGCUUUCGGCCUGCGAGACCGAUCUCAGGUCACAAAUAUCCACACGGGCGAGCAAUUCCAGUGGCCCACCAAGCAGAUGCGAGAUAAGAUUCGCUCCAUGGGCUUCCACUUGGUUCCGGUGGGCUAUUCGCCCAAGCACACAUUGAAUCCCUUCAGGGAUCUCGAGUGGAAGAUUCGAUUUCCCCAGGCGGAACUGUACCUGGAACGGCACUGUCUCACGCCCAUGCAACUGAAGGUGUUCCAGCUUAUGAAGCUACUGAUGAAGACCUUUGUGGAGGGGUCGUGCGACCAAUCCCCCGGCGAUCUGCUGGAGCAGUUACGGGCGCACCUGUUCUGGCAGUGCGAGCUCUAUAGCAACGACUGGCCGGGGGAGUUUCUGGGCGAGAGUCUGGUGCGGUUCAUUCGCACCUUUGCCGACUGUCUGGCCCGCAAACACUUGAGGGACUACUUCAUCGAGGAGAGGAAUCUCUUCGAGCACAUCCCAGAGUAUACGCUGAUGGAGCUGAAAAGGAUAAUGUCUGGAAUAGCAGAGCAGCCAUUACUCCACGUUGUGCACGCUCUGAGGAAUCUCCAACAUUCGCCGGACUUCUAUCCCCCCUUGGACUACAAACGAUUGCUGGAGAAUCUGUGUAGCAACGACUACCUGGACCUGCAAGGUUGGGGUAAGUUCACGAGUUCUCGUCUCCUCGCUGAACUGGAAAAUAGCCAGGAGCUGGAGCAGGAGGCGCCGUCCAGCACGCCGAGACAAGUUACCGAUGCGAAGGGUUUUCUCGGCCUGCCGGAGCACCAGGAGCGACCCAAAACUAAGCAACGGCGAAGAAUCCAACAAAGGCAGCCAAGACCGAAACAAAAUAAGCCACAAGAUCUAGAUGACCUCGACGAUCUUCUGAAGUUGGCGGGCGAUUAUUCCGAUUAUUCCUACAGCUCCGCCUCGAUAUCUUCCGUUGCCUCUUCCGGCUACCAGGAGUCCUUGGGCAAGCCCCAAUUGAACGACGGCCUGGAGAUCCUGCGACGCACCAAUAUUCUCGAGCUCCUACUGGACCACGCCCUGGCCAUGCUGGCGAAAGCCGUGCACUUUGGCAAUCGUGAUCAUGCCCAGUUGUAUCUGGAGCAGGGUCAGCUACUCUGUCGGUUGUACCAGAAUCUCGGCUGCUCCCAAAAGUCCCAGCACUUUGUCCAAGAACUCCAGCAAGGAGCUGCCAAAAUUGAGGCCAUGAGCGAGACGCCGGUCCUGCCCCGAGGAGUUCCCGUGGAGAAAAGAGUCACCUUCGAAGACACAGUUCAGAUUCACUCGCCCAACUCACCGGCGAAGAUCCAUCGUUCGCCAAAUCCGAAUCGCGAAAGUAUUCGCCAAAACCCCGAAGAAGAUUUGGACAAAAUAGACGUAAUCGUUGAGGACCAUGAUCCCAUAGAGACUGAUGUGAAUGAGGAGAAUCAGGAGAGACCCAAGAUCGAGGAGACUCAGGAAACUGUCCUCAACGAUAGCUCAAAGAAUCCCCUAAACGCUUUCCUGAAUCGAUUCGAUGGUGAUUCCAAUUUACGGAAUAAAUUUAAAAAAAUUGUUCUACCCAAGACGGAGAAGUUGAAGGACUUCCUAAACUAGGUUGUUCCGCAGGCGGAAGGAGUUCCAUAUAACCAUAUAAUAAUAUUCCAUAUAAUAAAUAAUCAAGAAAAGUCGGUUGCGAUAAGAUACAACUGACAAGAAUUGCGUCAGUAGAGUAAUUAAGGAAUUAACCUAUAAAUUGUAGGCCAUUCCACGAAAAAGAUCUAUAAAUAAGCCUAUCUAUAUAUAUAAGUACAUUGCUAUCAGAUUACAUCAAUCAACACAUAUAUGUUCAUAUAACGUUAUCGACAGAGGUACUAGGGAUAGUUGGGAUAGUAUAUUCGGCAAUAUAUCAUAGGGAAAUGUCUGG
Molecule: messenger RNA, 3355 nt
Organism: Drosophila bipectinata
Lineage: Eukaryota; Metazoa; Arthropoda; Insecta; Diptera; Drosophilidae
Source: RefSeq, a predicted model, not a curated record